Messenger RNA from Phycomyces blakesleeanus NRRL 1555(-), 765 nucleotides. RefSeq lists its product as hypothetical. The transcript is spliced from 5 exons. The record is from RefSeq and is a predicted model, not a curated record. Lineage: Eukaryota; Fungi; Mucoromycota; Mucoromycetes; Mucorales; Phycomycetaceae. The coding region runs from base 1 to 765 and encodes 254 amino acids.
AUGGUGAAUAGAUAUGUUGCUGAACAAGUUUUCAGUUAUUUUGGCCUGGUUCUUUGGUCUUUUCAAUUGGCUCCUCAAGUGUGGAAAAGCUAUCGUAGAAAAUCAACGGAUGGUGUGUCGCCUUGGACAAUGUUGAUCUGGGCAAUCUCAGGUGCCCUUCUUGGAAAUUACAAUGUCGGAUUGAAUGUGGCAAUUCCUCUCCAAAUCCAACCCCAAUUAUUUACAUUUAUUGCUAUUAUAUGUCUUGCUCAAGAACUGCAUUACAGCUUCAAAUGGUCUGUUUUAAGAUCUUGGUUGGCUUUUGUUAUUACUGUCUUGUUGGCAGGUGGCUUUGAAGCUGGCAUGGUGUUUGCAUUUAGGGCGGCACAAGAUAAUGGGGUGGAUAAAGCAAUCACCUUUUUUGGUGUUAUUCCUGUUAUAACUAUUCUUAUUGGAUUUGCUCCUCAAUACUAUACCAUCUUCCGUGACUUAAAGGUCGAAGGAAUUUCGCACGUAUUCUUGGCUAUGGACUUUUUUGGAUCUAUAUUCUCAUUUAUUGCCCUAGCAUUUAGAGACAAGAUGGACGUCUUAUCACUAGUCAAUUAUGCUGGAAUUGCUGUGUUUGAUGCUGGAAUUCUAAUUCUCUACUAUGUAUUCAAAUGGUACAAUGGAAAUGAAGGAGGAAGGCGAAAGAAAGGAGACAUCAGUGAUGUCGAGACCCAAUGCCCUGAAAAAGAAACAGAGGACAAGAAAAUAAGUCCAGACGAUUCUACUUCAACCACCUAG